Heterobasidion irregulare TC 32-1 is the source of this 2104-nucleotide messenger RNA. RefSeq lists its product as uncharacterized. Gene Ontology annotation, molecular function: 4 iron, 4 sulfur cluster binding. Lineage: Eukaryota; Fungi; Basidiomycota; Agaricomycetes; Russulales; Bondarzewiaceae. Gene Ontology annotation, biological process: iron-sulfur cluster assembly. Bases 108 to 2018 code for a protein of 636 amino acids. The record is from RefSeq and is a predicted model, not a curated record. The transcript has 5 exons. Gene Ontology annotation, cellular component: cytosolic [4Fe-4S] assembly targeting complex.
UUGAAUCGUCCAGUCAUCGUCCGCUGAAUUCACCUCGCCAUCUCGUGAAAUCGAUCCACAAGGUCUUCAGAUUCAUCCCCCUAUUCCGCUUGUCUCGACGCUCAAAUAUGGCCUUUUCAGGUGCACUCACUCUCACCGAUCUGAAUGACUACAUCACGCCCUCGCAAGCGUGCAUAAAGCCCGUGGAGCAGACGAACAGAGAAGAGGCCUCUUCCAAGCCCGGAGCGGCAGCUACAGAAAUUCGCAUCGAUGAGCACGGGGCGUACUACGAAGUAUCGCAGGCGGCGGCGUCGUCCAGCACAGCGGCGGGCCCGAGCUCAGGGAAGAAGCUCCAGACAGCGGAGAUCAGUCUGAACGAUUGUCUGGCGUGCAGCGGAUGCAUAACGUCUGCCGAAUCCGUCCUCAUCACCCUCCAAUCUCACACCGAAGUCCUCUCCUUCCUUUCCUCGAACCCGCCAUCGCCUUCUCCCUCGCACAAGACCCCCGUCAUAUCCAUCGCACCACAGUCAUUGGCAUCUCUCGCCGCUUCCCUUGCACACUCAUCGGGCGAAACGCUCAGCCUGGACGAGGUCCUGAGUAGAGUAGAAGCGUUCUGCAAGGAGUCCCUUGGGUUCGAGCAUGUCUUCGACACGACGUUUGCUCGACACAUCGCGCUGCUCGAACAUGCGCGGGAGUUCGAAGAACGGCGCGCUGCGUCCGCCGCUGCGCCAUCUUCUACGACAAACGGCCACGGCCACGGAGGAUGCAGAGGCGAUGGCGGAUGCCAGACCCACGGCGAGGGAUCAUGCAAUCACGCCGGGACGGGAUCCGGGAAGCUCCCGAUGCUCGCGAGCGCAUGCCCAGGUUGGGUAUGCUACGCCGAGAAGACGCACGCAGAAAUGCUGCCGUUCAUCAGUCGCACGAAGAGCCCCCAGCAGGUGAUGGGCACGCUCGUGAAAGAAUGGCUGGGCGCGAAGUGGGGGAAAAACCCGGACGAGAUCUACCACGUCACGGUGAUGCCCUGCUACGACAAGAAACUCGAAGCGUCUCGCAGCGAUUUUUACAACGACCUGUUCCAGACGCGGGACGUCGACUGCGUGCUCACGACCGGCGAGCUCGACCUCCUCAUGCGCGAAAAGGGGUGGGAUCUUUCGUUGCCUGUUCCCUCAUCCUCGUCCUCGUCCUCGCCGCCACCCACGCCUCUCAUUCCACGCCUCCUCGCGCAUCCCGGCACAUCCUCCGGCUCAUAUCUGCAUUCGCUGCUCUACCACAUCACGACCACGUCGCCUUACCCGCUAGCCCUCACCACCAAAACCAUCCGGUCAGCGGACUACGAAGAAUACGUCCUCACACGGGAGCGAGAAGCACCAGAAGCGCCAGAGGUCGUGUUUCGGGGUGCCAAGUGCUAUGGCUUCCGGAGUUUGCAGAACGUGGUCAGGAAGGUGGGGAAGGAGGCCGGGGUGCAAGUGGGGCGCGGCGCGGCUGGGCGGCUGGGCGGCGGACUGCGGGGCAGAGUCAAGAAGACGGGAAAGGGGGCGGGAACGGCGGAGGAGCGGCCGUACGACUACGUGGAGGUCAUGGCGUGUCCUGGGGGGUGCGUGAACGGCGGCGGCCAGCUGCGCGCGCCCGUCGCUUCCAAGGACGAAGAGGGGUUCACGAGGGAUUGGAACAUGAGCGGGGUGGUCGAGGGCGGAAGUGCGGGGGCGGGGUCGGGGUCGGAGCUUGCUACGCGCUGGGGCGACAAGGCAUGGACGAAGCAGGUCGAAAGGGCGUACUGGGACGGCGUGGAGGUGGCCAAUGGCAUACCAACGCCGCCUGCAUCGCCGAAGAUGAAGGUCGGGUGCGUCCCAAACCGAGACGAGGCAGAUCGGGUCGCAGGGCGGGUCUUGGCGGAUGUCCUUGCGGGCUACGGGGUAGACCAGGAGAUCGACUGGUCGACGCGGAUGGGCGCCGAGGCUGAGGAGAGAUGGCGGAGGUUGUUCAGGACUGAAUACAGGGCUGUCGAGAGCGAGGUGAUUGGAUUGGCCGUGAAGUGGUGAUUCAGGCCUGUUCGAUUGGUAGUCAGGUUGUUGUAUUUUAUGGUCUAGCACUAGACACGCCGUGAGCUGGUACCAGUUGUAGACUC